Aedes aegypti (yellow fever mosquito) is the source of this 2461-nucleotide messenger RNA. RefSeq names its product zinc finger protein 26-like. Lineage: Eukaryota; Metazoa; Arthropoda; Insecta; Diptera; Culicidae. Bases 136 to 2388 code for a protein of 750 amino acids. Gene Ontology annotation, molecular function: RNA polymerase II transcription regulatory region sequence-specific DNA binding; DNA-binding transcription factor activity, RNA polymerase II-specific. The record is from RefSeq and is a predicted model, not a curated record. Gene Ontology annotation, biological process: regulation of transcription by RNA polymerase II. Gene Ontology annotation, cellular component: nucleus. The transcript is spliced from 3 exons.
UUGACGCAAACGAAGUUGAUAAUUUUGUUUAGUAAACAGAGGCUUGUUUAGAAAAAAGAUUUUAGUUAUUUUAGUGAUUUUAGUCGGUUUCUUCGGUUUCUUCAAAUAAGUUUGUUAGCCAGAGGAACAACAAUAAUGUCUUCAGGUGUUGGGAGUAAUUUGAACUCAAAACACUCAUCGAUGUUCAAUGACUUGAUCGAUUCAAUAGAUAUUUCCGAAGUCAAAAUCGAGCCACAACCGGUCGAAAUCGACCAGUCCUUGUUGGACGACCUGUUGGCCCAUAGAUCCAAACCCGUCAAGCCAAAACCGGUGAAACCGGGUUUCUUUUGCGUACUCUGUCUGCGGAAAUGUCCCCCGAAAUCAGUGGUCAAAUUCGCGCCCUGCCUGAACUCGAAAGCCGUUGAUCCUGCCGAGGCUAAGCGGAAAUUGAAGCAGGCGCUCGAUCUGGAGGUGGACCUGGAAAAGUACACAAUGUGUCUCACGUGCUGGAAGCUGGUCAAAUUGAUUGCGGAUUUUAAGGUGUGCUGUUGGAAGGCUAUUAGCAAUCUGGAGGCGUUUCCUACGGGUUUGAAUGGAGAGCUUCGACGGGAUGACGGAUGGAUGUCCGAGGGAACGCUGGACUGGAUCGUACGAAACUAUAAGCUCAUCUGGAAGCACAUUGAACUCAUUGAUGCACAAGUGGAUGUUUCGCAGAGGAACAGAUCUGUGGCUCCAGUGGAACAGAUUUUCAUCGUUCCGAAAAGGGAGGAGAAAGCUACCGAACCGGAAGAACCAGUAAUAGAAGAUAAUGUACCAAAGCCUACGAUUACAGAUGAGUUAUUGAACAAGCUUCCAAAGGGAUUGGUGAUCAAAAGAACGAAGCCUGAAGAUGCCAAGCAAGUAGAGCAAGUUUCUAACUUGACAAAGGUUUUAGAAGAUCAAGACAUACAAAGCGGAAUAUCGGAUUGCGAGGAGGAAUGCCUUCAAGACGAAAUGAUUGACGAUGCUCAGAGUUAUUCCACGGAUAGUGAAAACGAAGAUCCUGCUUUAUUGGAAGUUUUAGAAAUGGAAACGAAACCGUCGAAAACUGUUACAAGUAACCGAACGACAAAACGAAAAAACCGAGAGCGAGACUUGGAAGAUAUUUUGAGCGUCCUAAAUGAAUCAAAAACCAUUGCUGAGGAGGAAGCUGUGGCGCUCGAUUUGCUCGCAACGAAACCACAAUCCGCUGAACCUGUUUCCAAGGCCAACAUUGUAGAACAGGUCAAACUAACUCAAGCUAGAGGAAGUUUGGAGAUAAAGAAGACAAAGCUCAGCAAAAAAUCCAGCAAGAAAAAGGAAGUCAGUAAAGUAAAAAAACUAAGCCGAGAAUCAUCCAAAAAUGGUUCUGGUGAAAUAGUAACUUGUGUACAAAGCGGAGAAGAAAUGCUGCAUUUCCUGACAUCAAAGCCAGAAACUCCAAAAAUUUUCACCAAGAGAGGUGUGCUGAAUAAAGAGCAUCAAGUGCAGGUUAAGAACCUAUACGAAGUCUUGGACGUCCUGACCACUUCCAAAAUUAGCACAGAAGAUGAAACAGUAGCCCUAGAUCUGUUGGCAACCAAAGCCAAAAUUGCGAACCCCAGGAGAAAAAAGUCGCCCAAUAUAAGGCCUGCGGACGUAAAUGAACUAUCGGAUGCAGCCCUCGACGAGUAUAUGUCCAGUGUGGAUGAAAAAGUUUUCCAAUCGGGCAGGAAGAAGUCCCAAGCGGCCGAAGAAGCUAAACACCUAGAGGUGGACCACUACCAAGUAACGAUCUGCACGUGCGAUAUCUGUGGCAGGAACUUUGAUGGCCAACACGCGGUCAACGUUCACAAAAUGCGCUGCAAACCGGAAGCUCCCGCAAACGAAAAGUACGUUAGUUGUCCGAUUUGUACGGCCACCUUUUUGGAUAACUCGGGACUAACGUUCCACGUGAACAGGCACAAAGGCAUCAGACCAUACAAGUGUCGGAAAUUUUGCGACAAUACCUUUUUCAGUAACUACACUCGCAUCAGGCACGAACGGAAGUUCUGCGAACGGGAAGGUCGCGUAUGCUCCAUCUGUGGACAGCAGCUAAAGAACGAGGCCUCGCUCACAUCGCACAUCCAAAUCGUACAUGGCGAGGCCAAGUUCGAGUGCAAAAUCUGCGGCCAGAAGUUCCGGGCCAGGAAAAAUUUCAACGAGCACAGACUGGUGCAUUCGGAUGAGCGGAAGCAUGCUUGUCCACACUGCGAUAAGGCGUUCAAGGUGGCUCGCUCGCUCAAAAUCCACAUACGCACCCACACGAAUGAGCUGCCCUAUGCGUGCCAUAUGUGCGAGCAAAGGUUCAACUACAAGGUCAGCCUGCACAGUCACAUCGAGCGACACCACGGGCCAAACGAUAAAUGGUGAUGUUGGUGUGAUUCCUAGAUGAUUGAGUAAGUAGUGCAAAAUUUGUAAUAAACGUCUCGUAAAUUUCGCCGUA